Molecule: messenger RNA, 1649 nt
Organism: Zea mays
Lineage: Eukaryota; Viridiplantae; Streptophyta; Magnoliopsida; Poales; Poaceae
Exons: 3
Coding region: 101-1156 (351 amino acids)
Biological process (GO): regulation of DNA-templated transcription
Molecular function (GO): DNA-binding transcription factor activity; DNA binding
Source: RefSeq, marked provisional
CCAAGUCGGCGCGGUAGCUUCCCGUGUACCGUACACAGCAGGAUCCUCCGCCUUCCUUGUGUUCCGCGCUUCCACAACAGUUUACCGCAAGGAAGGAACCAUGGACAUGAACUCCAACGCCAACAACAGCACUGCCGCAGCAGCAUCGGCUCCCAUCAACAACCAGCAGGAGGCUGUGGUGUCAUCCCCAACCAGAAAGGAGCAAGCCAGGAACCCCAAGAAGGCGCGGGCGGCGCCGCAGCAGGCGGGCGGCAGCGGGGAGCCUAGGCCGCGGCCUCCGCCGGACGCGGCGCACAGCUGCCCGCGCUGCUCCUCCACCAACACAAAGUUCUGCUACUACAACAACUACAACCUGACGCAGCCGCGCUACUUCUGCAAGACGUGCCGCCGCUACUGGACACACGGCGGCACCCUCCGCAACGUCCCCGUCGGCGGCGGCUGCCGCAGGAACAAGCGCGCCUCCAGCUCCUCGUCCCCGUUUCCGGGCCCCUCCAGCACCGCCGCCACCAGCGCCGCGAUGGAGAAGACCGUCAGCACGCGGCUGAUGCUGAUGGCGACCAGCACCAUGGCGAUGCCCUCCCCGACGGCAGGCCUGUUUGUUCCCGAUGACAUGUCCCCGGCAUUCACGCCGACGACGGGCGGUAGCGGCUUCGACGACCUCGCCGGCAUGGACGAGCAGCACCAGCAGGGCUUCCUGCCCUUCUCGCCGCUGUCCCUGUCCGACCAGGCGCCGGAGCUGGCUCCUGGAGGAGGGGGUGACACGACGCCGUCUUUCCUGGACAUGCUGACAGGAGGGUAUCUCGAUGGCGGCGGCUACGGCGGCAUGAGCGGUGGCAGCGAUGCGAUGGACAUGCCGUUCUCGCUGCCUGAGAUGGGGCCCCCGACAACUGAUCCAAUGCCGUUUCAGCUCCAGUGGACGUCAUCAGAGCUUGACAACUACAUCAACGACGACGGUGGUUAUGCAGCAGGACCAGCCGCCGGAGUGCAGCAGCAGCAGCAGCAGCAGCAGCAGCAGAUUAAUGGUGGUGAUCACCAGAAGCAGGACGAGAACAAAGAGGCGGGGAACGGCAAAGGCAACGACGACGGCGGCGGCGGGUCGUCGUCGGUGUACAGCUUCUGGAUGAACACCAGCGGCAGCGACGGGGCAGAGGGGUAGUGCGCCACUGCCAGUGCCAGCCACAGGAGGAGGCGAAAGUGCUGCUGCAAACUCCCUCGCAUCAUCUGGUCGGUGCAAGUGCAGCAGACAUCCUUCGUCGACGCAAUCAAAUCAUCAAAAGGUGGCAACAGGGAGUGAAAGGGGGAAGAAGUUCACCAUCCAGCGUAGAGGAUAGGGUGCAUGUUCAUGUUUGAUUUAUCUGCAUUGUGGUCGGUCGUGGUUGCAAGUCAUCUUGCACCACCCUUUGUUUUGGUUCAGUUUGCAUGCGUUCGUUCGUCAGAGUUUUACUUGCAGCAGUCUUUGGAUCGCCGGCAGAGAUUAGUUAGGUAUCUAUGCUUUGUUUUCGUCAGUUCGUUCUGGAUAAUGUCUUAAUAAUUCCUCAGUUUAUUUCUUUGUUAACUAGUCGUCGUCUAAACCUUUUCGUGUGUAGUAUUUAGUUUGGACGCGUCGUUCAAGCGGGCUGUGUUAGCCUGCGUUAUAUCUGCUUGAUGAC